This is a messenger RNA of Cannabis sativa, 3588 nucleotides long. RefSeq names its product putative disease resistance RPP13-like protein 1. Gene Ontology annotation, biological process: defense response to other organism. NCBI's taxonomy places the organism in Eukaryota, Viridiplantae, Streptophyta, Magnoliopsida, Rosales, Cannabaceae. The record is from RefSeq and is a predicted model, not a curated record. Bases 77 to 3331 code for a protein of 1084 amino acids. The transcript has 2 exons. Gene Ontology annotation, molecular function: ADP binding.
UACAACACAAACUUAAUUCCUUAAUUCUCUGCCUAUUCAUAAUUUCUUGUGUUUUUCAUUUGAUCAAACUGAAACCAUGGCUGAUUUGAUGGUGGGAGGAGCUCUUCUCUCUGGUUUCAUCAAUGUCCUUUUCGAUAGGAUUGCUUCUAAAGAAGUUCUUGACUACUUUAGAGGAAGGAAACACAUUCAAAAGCUUCUCAAACAGUUGGAGACUACGUUGUUGUCUGCUAAUGUCCUCCUGGAUGAUGCCGAGGACAAACAACUUGGAGACAGCAAUGUGAAGAAGUGGCUUGAAGAUCUUAAAGAAGUAAUUUAUGAAGCAGAUCACGUCGUGGACAAGAUUAGUACUGAAGCUUUGCGACUCAAGAUGGAGAAAGAUGAAUCCGAAAGCAUAGCAAGUAAGUUCUUGAACUUAGUCCCAACCAUGUUUAGUUCAUUUGACAAUGCUGUGAAAUCUGAACUAGAGGAGAUCCUUGCUUCAUUAGACCAUCUUAUAGCUCAAAAAGAGUGUCUUGGUUUGAAAAAAGUAAGCCAUAAAACAACAACAGUGCAUAGAUCACCAGCUCCUUUGCUACAUGAUUCCAAGAUUUAUGGAAGGGAGGGUGAUAAAGAGAAUAUUGUUAAGCUAUUGUUGUCUGAUGGUGAUGAUUUUGGUGGCCACAAGAUCUCUGUUGUUUCUAUAGUAGGGAUGGGUGGUAUUGGUAAAACUACACUUGCUCAAAGUGUAUACUAUGAUACCAAUGUCCAAGAACACUUUGACUUGAAAGCAUGGGUGACAGUGUCUGAUGAUUUUGAUGUUUUUAAAUUGACAAAGGUAAUUUUGGAGGCUAUCACUAAAACAACAUGUGGAGCAAGGGAGCAACAUCAACUUCAAAAUGAUUUGCAAAAUGCUUUGACCGGUAAGAAGUUUUUUAUUGUUCUUGACGAUGUAUGGAAUGAAAAUUAUUUGUUGUGGGACUCUUUGAAAAGCUCUUUUGAAUUUGGUCAACAAGGAAGUAAGAUUAUUGUGACAACACGUAACAAAGAUAUUGCAUUGAUGAUGAAGACGCCAAAUGUUGAACCUUACGAGCUUGGAGAAAUAUGUGAUGAGAAUUGUUGGAAGUUGUUUACAGAGCAUAUCGAUACUGAUGCAGGCUCUCGUGGGGUACAUCCAGACAUGGACGAAAUCGGAAAGCAAAUUGUUAAAAAGUGCAAAGGCCUUCCUUUAGCUGUAAAAUCUAUGGCUGGUUUGUUACGAUCUAUGUCAACUCGCGAGGAGUGGAAACAUGUACUGCAAAGUGGUGUAUGGGAGUUUCCCAAUUGUUGCAAUAUUGGAUUUGUUCCAGCUUUGUGGUUAAGUUACCGUUUUUUGCCUCCAUAUUUAAAGUUAUGUUUUUCUUAUCUCUCCAUAUUUCCUAAGGAUUAUGAAUUUCAAAGAUACGAUAGAGAAAAACUAAUCUUAAUAUGGAUGGCAGAAGGUGUUUUGCAACCUCAAAAAGGGAAAAGAAUUGAAGAUGUUGGAGAAGACUACUUGAAUGUUUUAAUGUCAAGAUCAUUCUUACAAAGAUCUAGAAGUGAUGAAUUUUCUUUCACUAUGCAUGAUCUCAUGCAUGAUCUAGCUAUGUUUGUAUCAGGAAAGUGUAGCUAUGACAAUUCUGAAGACCUACUUAAUCUUACAAGCAAGAUUCGCCAUUUUUCAUAUUUGCAUGACUCGGGGAAUCAAGUGAGAUUGUUUGAGAGCUUAUCCAAAGUGAAGUAUUUGCGCGGCCUAUUGUCACAUAAUAGUAAUGGAUUCGGGGACACAUCGACAGUUGAAAUGGUUUUGAAGGUUGGAGAAUGCUUAAGAACACUUUCUUUACCUAGAUCUAAAAUAGUAGAAUUGCCUGCUUCAAUUGGAAAUUUGAAGCAUCUAAGAUAUGUGGAUGUCUCAGGCACAAACAUCAAAGAAUUACCUACUUCAAUUUGUGUUUUGUACAAUUUGGAAACAUUGAUAUUGUCAAGUUGCUCAGAGCUCAUCCAAUUGCCUGCCAACAUUUCUAAGCUAAUCAACUUGCGUCACCUUAUGAUCAAAGGAACACCUUUAAAAGAGAUGCCGCCGAGGAUUUGCAAUAUGGUCAAUCUCCAGACACUAAGUGAUUUUGUUUUGUGUGAAAAUGAUGGGCCCAGGAUCAAAGAGUUGGGUAAGUUGGAGAAUUUGCAUGGAGACUUGUGUAUUUCAGGCCUUGAGUAUGUUCAAGAAGCUAGUGAUGUUUUGGAAGGAAGCUUGAAGAGCAAAGAAUAUCUUACCGGGCUUGUUUUGAAUUGGGAUAGUGAAGCUGAUAAUUCAUCAAAAGCCAAGGAAGUACUUGAUGCACUAAAACCACACAUAAAUUUGAAGAGACUCACAAUCAAGGGCUACAGUGGCACGAGCUUGCCUGAUUGGGUAACACAUCCAUCUUAUUGUAACUUGGAACAUGUUGCUCUAGAAAGUUGUAAGAAUUGUUGCGUGCUGCUGUCAUCAUUUCGGCUGCUAAGUUCACUCACAAAUCUUGAAAUUGAAGAUUGCCUUCACAUCCACAAUGAUGGCAUUUCUUUAAAUAAGUCAUUUGUCUUCUUAACACAUUUACAUCUCAAAGGAAUGACUAUGUUGGAUUGGUCAUUUACUAAUGCAGAUGAUCAAAAUGGUGAGAUUUUCCCAUGUUUGAAGGUAUUCAAGUUAAAUGAAUGUCAGAAGUUAAAUGUGGCUUUACCUGAUUGUAAUUUCCCGUCUUUGGAAUCUAUCUACAUUCGCGGUUGCAAUGACUUGGUGACUAUAUUUCCAACAAGUACAGUACACAUUGAUGCUGCAUACCCUUGCCUUGAAAUGUUGAUAACAGAAAGUUGUUCAAGUCUAGAGUCAUUUUCAGAAAUGGGAUUGCCCUUUGCUUUGAAAAAUCUGUGUAUUGUCUCAUGUCAUAUGCUCAUAGAAAAUCGCAUCAAGUGGAAUUUACAAAGCCACUCUUCAUUGAAAGAGUUAGUAUUGUACAAUUACGAUGGAAUGGUGGAUUCAUUUCCAGAGGAAUGGCUGCUUCCACCAACUUUAACAUAUCUAGCAAUCGAAUUUUUCGAAAGCCUUGAAGCUUUAAAUGGAAAAGGCUUUCAACAACUAACAUCUCUUCAAAACUUGAGUCUUUUUGGCUUACAAAAACUAGAGUGCUUACCGGAAGGACUACCCCACACACUUACUUCGGUGUCCAUAGGUGGUUAUCCUUUGCCCAAAACUAAAUGCGUGCCUAAUCUGAAGAUAGAAUAUAUACUUAGACCUCGCUACAUUCAUGUUGUAUUUGGAUUCUAUGACAAGCAAUUUAUGGCUCGCCGAAGGAGAUAUGAUUAAAUGGGAGGAUGUCAAUUUUUUCAUUGGUGAAAAGGUGUUGAGAUGUGAAAAGGUCUGUCCAAUCCAUACUUGUCAUUGAUUGAUUUCUUUUUUCUUAAUGUAAAAAUUAAGUACCAAUCUUUAGCAUUACUAAUUAGUAGCCAAUGGCUCUGUCGAACAAUGAUGAUGGCUUUGAGUUUGUUACACUAGAUAGACAUUUUUCUCAUACAAAUGUCUUCAACUUCAAAUAUAAUUAUAAAUCUAUAAUCUACUUAUUA